AUGGAACUUCUGGAAAGUUGGCAGUCGGCGUCCUUAUCCACUGGACCGUCUCCGUCGCCGGUCAUCACAAAGAAGCAGAGAGAGAAAGAAGAUGAGACUGAAGUUCACCUUCAUCAACCUGCAGAGAAACAAAGUUCCGUCUCCUCACCGGACAUAGAUAUUUCCAAAGUCAGCAAUGAAGUGCUGUUAGAGUGUAAAUCUAAAGGCUGGUAUCCAGAGCCUGAGGUGUUGUGGCUGGACGGUGAGGGAAACCUCCUCUCUGCUGGACCUCCAGAGACAGUCAGAGGUCCUGAUGACCUCUAUACUGUCAGCAGCAGAGUGACUGUGGAGAAGAGACACAGCAACAGCUUCACCUGUAGAGUCCAACAGAAGAACACCAACCAGACCAGAGAGACACACAUCCAUCUGCCAGCUGAUCUCUUUAUGGUUCAGUCUAUUCCUGCUGUCCGCAUCACCAUCAUCCUGGCAGUGUGCAUUGUGCCUAUUGUUGUCUUCAUUGUGUGGAAAUUGAGACUAAACAAAACCAAAACCACAGACAGCAGCAUAGAACGUCAGCCUCCGAAUGAGGGAGAAGGAGACAGAGAGAAGCUCAUGACAAAAAGUCAGAAAAUUACCUAUUUGGACGACACAAAGGCAAAACUUGAUGAGGACUUGAAGAGGAAUGAGGGAGAAUUGCAACAUGUACAACAGGUGAUUACAACACUUAUGAACCAGAAGAAGGAUCUGAAGAAUCAGAGAGAGAAACUCAUCUCACUACAGCAGAAAGACAAGACACAGGAAGAAGAGAACAAGAAGAAGAAGACCCCAGCAACGCAAGAAAAAAAAAAAAAGAGUAAGCGUGAAAAGACCAAAGAGGAUCUGGAGAGGAGAAAGACAGAACAUGAGGAACUGUUACAGAACACAGAUAAACUACUGGAGACAACAGAGGAGAUGAUUAAUAAAAUGACAGAAAGGAAGGGGAAACUAGAGAGAGAUAAGGAACAAAUAAAUAAAAACCUGAAAGAGACGGAGAGACGGAGGAAGGAGAUUCAGAGGAAACUUCAGCUGGAUCAGUCAGAGAGAGAAGAGGACAAAAAUAAUCCAUUAUCCAAUGAUCCUUUAUGAUUGUUUCACUUGAUAUUUAGUUAAAAUCACAUAAUUUGUAAACAUUUAUAAAAUCUGAUUCAUUAAUUUUAGAUCCCUAGUAUCAUCAGUUUAAGCAAUCUGACUGUCUGUUCCACACAAGAUG
This is a messenger RNA of Sebastes umbrosus (honeycomb rockfish), 1228 nucleotides long. RefSeq names its product butyrophilin-like protein 1. The coding region runs from base 1 to 1104 and encodes 367 amino acids. The record is from RefSeq and is a predicted model, not a curated record. The transcript is spliced from 4 exons. NCBI's taxonomy places the organism in Eukaryota, Metazoa, Chordata, Actinopteri, Perciformes, Sebastidae.